AUGGGCAAGCGCGCGCAGCAGACCCAAGCCAGCACCCAGCAGGCCAAAGCGCCCAAGAUCGUCGACCCAAUGGAGAAGGAGUUGACACCGGUGCUGGAGCAGCUGGAUAAGGCUCGUGGAAUCAUCAGCGCAUCGACGGUUGAGAUGCUACAGGCAGUGGUGCCACACUGCAUCAGCUCAGCCAAGGGCGAUCGCCACGAGUACCAAAACUCGAUGCUCGAGUCCGUCGAGACCACACUGAAGCAGAUUCAGGCAAAACAGCAAGCGGAAUUGGCAAACGCACAAUCCGCUCUUGCGGAUUUCGAAGCGAAGCAGGAGAACGCCGCUUCGCAGCUGCAGAUGGUCGAGGGACAGGUGGCUCAAUGUCAGGAAGACAAGGCGACGAAGGACCAAACCGAGACCGACUCGAAUGCGGCCGUGGCAGAAGCAGCCCAGGCUCUGCAGCUUGCACAGGAGAGUGAACAGAGCUUGGGCGCUGAAAAAGAUGCCAUCCUGAAAGAUCAAGAAGAGUCUCAGAAGUUUCUGACGACCACCUGGGAAGCCGUGAAGACUGGCGCCUUCGCAGGCCAGGAGUGGCGAGAGCGCAACAAGGCCAUUGAAGCGUCGGUGAAGAUCCUUGACGGCUUCGGCUUGGACGCCAGCCUCAAGGCGGCUCUGCCCACAGCCUUGAAAACGAAGCCCGGGGACCGCAAGAGGUUUAGCCUUUGCGCAGUGCAGUUUGCGGAGGUGGCCAUAACCACCCGGCUGCAGAAGCUGCGGGAAAAGGUGGACAACUUUGAGCAAGAGGCCAUUGCACGGUCGCAGGCCGUGACGACAGCCAAGGAGGCGCUGGCAUCUUGCGAAGAGAAGCUUCGGGUUGCCAAGGCUGAGGCAGUGUCAGCGAAGGAUGCACUGCAGGCUGCUGUCCACAGUAAGGCUGAAAUCGAGAAAGAGAUCAAGCAGAGCCUGCUGGAUGGCUCUUCGUCGAUGCGGUUCACUCUGAGCCUUCUUGCCGCUCUGACAUCGGGCAGUGAUGUGACGUGGUCCCACGAGCUCUACGAUGUCGAGUUCAUUGAUCUGAACCAAACCCUGCUAACAUCAGUCCCGAAGUCUCAGCAUGAAGCCCUGAUAAAGAUCUUGCAUGUUCCGGACACCCACUUCUCACGCGAGUCUGAUGCUAGCCCGUGGUCGGAUCGGAUGCACAGGGCCUUCGCUGCGCCACAGCGAUUCGACACGCGCGUGCGGACCAGCACAGGUUUCGAAUUGAAGCAAGCGCUUCGGUUUGCUGAAUCGAUCCCUGUGGAUGUUGUGGCGAUCGGCGGGGACUUGAUAAACUUCCCCUCCCAGUCAUCUGUGGAUGAUUUGUACAAGGAGCUGAACAA
Symbiodinium necroappetens is the source of this 1361-nucleotide messenger RNA. The record is from the annotation of a GenBank genome assembly. Lineage: Eukaryota; Dinophyceae; Suessiales; Symbiodiniaceae.